Molecule: messenger RNA, 1595 nt
Organism: Rosa chinensis
Lineage: Eukaryota; Viridiplantae; Streptophyta; Magnoliopsida; Rosales; Rosaceae
Product: trihelix transcription factor ASIL1
Exons: 2
Coding region: 484-1341 (285 amino acids)
Cellular component (GO): nucleus
Molecular function (GO): transcription cis-regulatory region binding
Source: RefSeq, a predicted model, not a curated record
CAAUGUAGUGAUAGUACAGAGAACUGUCAGCAAUGGAUCUGUGGCGCAAUGGUAGCGCGUCUGACUCCAGAUCAGAAGGUUGCGUGUUCGAUUCACGUCAGGUUCACUCUUUUUAUACUAGUUCCUACUAAGGUGCACAUGAUCAAUGCAAUGUCCGAUUUACCCCUAGAACUGGUAAAAUACCAAUAUUGCCCUCUCGGCGGAAGGUGCGCUUUGUAUUCCAAACCCCACACAUUCGGUAGCUGUGUGGGCACAGCACAGCGGUGGCGUCGUCGUAUUGGUCUUUAGUGACGGGGAGUGGUUGUGACCUUGAGAGCGUGCCCACUCCUCCCCACCUGCGCACUCUAGCAUUCCCCACCUCUCUCUCUCUCUUGCCUUAACCAAUGUCAACGACCACCCACCACCACCACCAUCACAACCCUCAUUCUUCUCCUAACCUACGCCUCCCUUCCCUUCUUUUUCUUCUCCUAACCUACACCCCCAAUGUCCUCACCCACUCCCCGCCGCCGCUUCCCGCCGCUGUGCUGGACCGACGACGAGGCCCAAGCCCUCAUCUCCGUCUUCAAGGACAAGUGGUCCUCCCUCGGCCGCACCAAUCUCAAAGCCAACGACUGGGAUGACGUCGCCGCCACCCUCGCCGCCCAAUUCCCCCUCGUCUCCCCCUCCAAGACCGCCGCGCAGUGCCACAACAAGAUCGAGAAGCUCCGCAAACGGUACCGCUCCGAGAAGCAGCGGGCCUCGACCCGACCCGGUCGGUUCUCGCCUUGGGCUUUGUAUCGGUUUAUGGAGGAAUUGGAAGGCGAGUCUGGUAAGAAGCCGAUCCACACGGCCCGUAAAGGUGAGGGGAAUUCGAGUUCUAGGUUUUUAGCUGAUUUGGAUGAAUUUGUUGAUGUACGGAGUGGUGGUGGUGGUGGUGAUGCUGGUUUUCCUGUGAAAUCAUUAGGUCAUAGGAAUUUGGCGCCUUUGUUUAAUCCUAAGAUGAAGUUGAAGAAGAAUGAAAGCUCAGGGUUUCUUCGAAAAUUCGGAGGAGUGGAGUCUAGUGGUGUUGGUGUUAACGAUUUGGGAGGGAGUUCGGGUUUGUUGAGGAGUGUUAGAGAGGUUGAUCCGGUUGAAGAGAUGGUUUCUUCGAUUCAGUUGCUUGGAGAGAAGUAUAUGAAGGUGGAGAAGAGGAAGAUGGAGAUGGCUAGGGAGAUUGUGAUGAUGCAAAUGGACAUGGAAAUGAAGCAAACUCAGGUUAUUAUGGAAUCGCAGCAGCAGAUAGUGAAUGCUUGUGUCAGUGCAUUGUUGGACAGCAAGAAGAAGAAGAAGAGGAAGAUGAAGGCCUUGUCGACUGAUUCCUAGAUGGAGCUGCGGCGUAGUUGUUCAUGCUGUAAGGUAAAUGACGAGAAAUGUGUACUAGGAUGAUGUGCCUCGAAGAAGAGGGUUCUCUGGUUUUAACAAGAAGUAAGAUUUUUGGGGUUAAUAAUCAUGCCUGUUAUUACUUUUGAGCUGGCAGAUUUGGCUAGUUUCUUUUUUGUAUCUAAUGACUCGGAUGGAACGUUUGAAACAUGUAAGGUGGUAGAUUUAUUGCAAUAUAUACCAAUUUUCUAACAAUA